GCGGGGGCUCGCGAGCGGCGGCGGCGGCGGCGUUGAUAAGCAGCGCGCGGGCCGCGCGGCCGCAGCAGAGGCGCGGAGCGGUGCUGGGAAGGAGACGGGGGUGGGCAGAGCGGACCCCGCUCUUCUGCGAUAGGGAUUUCUGUUUGUAUUGGGUUCGUCUCCCACUUUUUUUUUUUUUUUUUUUUUUUUUUUUUUUUUUGUUUUCCCCCCUGUCUUGUAUUUUUUUUUAAAAACUUUUUAAUUUAUUUUUCAUUUGCGCUUUUCCAAACUCCCGUUUCGUUUGCAUUUUAGUCCCACUUUUAUUUGCGUUUUUUCUUUGCAUUUCACAUUCUUUUGGCGCCCGGCUCGCGCUUUCUGCAUCAUUAUUGCACAUUUUUUUAAAUCUCAUUUUCAUUUGCUUUCUACGCAUUUUCCUUUGCAUCUUACCCGCAUUUUUUUUUUUUCUUUUUUUUUUUUCUUGCACCUUACUCGCAUUUUUAUUUCCAUCUCGCAGGUACUUUUUUUUUUUUUUUCUUUUUAAGUAAUUAUUAAUUUUUCUUUUUCCAUUUUAAUUCAUCUCUCCGUUCCCGUUCCCCAACCGCUCCCGGCGCUGCCGCGCUCCCCAUCCCCGCCGCCGUGGCCCCUCGGCGAUGAACGGCGGUGCCCCGCCGCCGCCCCCCGCCGCCGCCUCACGCUGCCGCCGCCGCCCCGCCUCUCCGGAGCUGCUGCGCUGCAAACGCCGCUUGGCCUUCGCCUCCCUUUCGGGCAGCGGCACCGCGGCGGCGGCCGUGGCCCGGCGCAACGAGCGGGAGCGCAACCGCGUGCGGUUGGUCAACCUGGGCUUCGCCGCUCUGCGGCAGCACGUCCCCCACGGGACCGCCAGCAAGAAGCUGAGUAAGGUGGAGACGCUGCGCUCCGCCGUCGAGUACAUCCGAGCGCUGCAGCGGCUCCUCGACGAGCACGACGCCGCCGCCGCUUUCCCCGACGGCCGAGCGGGCCGCUCUGCGGGGCGGGGGGCUGUCGGGGAAAGCGGCGGCGGCAGCGGCUAUUCCUCCGCCUCGCCCUGUUCCUCCGAGGAGAGCGGCUACGAGCCGGUGCUCAGCCCCGAGGAGCAGGAACUGCUGGAUUUCACCAGCUGGCUUGGGAGCUACUGAGCUGGUGGGAGCCAUACCUUGAUGCCUAUGGUCUUCCGCAGCAGCCAGCAGUACCCUCCAAAAUAAAUCUCCCCCAGAAAUUCUCAAGUUCCUCCUGGCUGCUUUCCUUGCUGGGCUGAAGUGCAAUGGAGUCACGGCUCCGAUGUCUGCUCUGGGGCUGCUGAUGGACAAGGUUUUCACCCACUCCAGAGAAUGGCUGUGCAUCCCCUCGCAGCUACUUCCCAUCAGCCUUUGGAAAGGGUGGAAAAAAGAAAUGGAAACCACUUGAUGCUUCCUUUUUUCUGGAGGGGGAGGGAAUUUUUUUUAUAAUGUCAGAUUCUAUUUUAUAUGCAACUUGAACCGCCUAUGGGAAGAGUGGUGUAUGAAGACUUAUUUUUGUAUGAGAAACCUUGGGGAAAAGGGUUAAGGAGGUAGCUCUAUUUUCGGUCCAAUUCCCUUGUUCUUGAACACUGCCAGCUGGAAUGUUUGGGGAAUAUACACUGUUUAGAUGAAAGGGUUUGUUUGUUUUUCUUUCUCCAAACACUUUACUAAAGGACUGCAAAGUUUUGUUGCAUCUCACUGUGGUGUCUGACUCUGCCUGGUGUGAAGGUUCACUUCUCUGAAAACUGAAGUUGUUUUGUUGUUUUUUUUAAAUGUAUUGAAGGCAUUUUUGUAUGCACUUGCUAGGAUUUCUUAAGUCGUACAUAUGCAGUUUUUAAAAAGAGUAUCAUAUUUUAUGUAAAUUGACUUUAUAAAUAAAAUUCUAUUUAUAAAUGGA
Molecule: messenger RNA, 1890 nt
Organism: Lagopus muta (rock ptarmigan)
Lineage: Eukaryota; Metazoa; Chordata; Aves; Galliformes; Phasianidae
Gene: ASCL2
Product: achaete-scute family bHLH transcription factor 2
Exons: 2
Coding region: 630-1133 (167 amino acids)
Biological process (GO): developmental process; regulation of transcription by RNA polymerase II
Molecular function (GO): RNA polymerase II transcription regulatory region sequence-specific DNA binding; protein dimerization activity; DNA-binding transcription factor activity, RNA polymerase II-specific
Source: RefSeq, a predicted model, not a curated record